AUGCCUCGGAAGGAACACCGGCUCUUUUACCGCAACCGCUCCGCUCCAUCCGCUCCUCAUCCACAUCAUCAGCGCUCCGAGCUCACAGAAAUCGAGAUCGCGGCUUCGUGGGGACACGAUCCGACUGCCAUCCAGACUCGUUAUCAGGAUUUAACGCCAUCCGUGAACACUGAGUGUAAUGUUUGGGCUGGAGCGUGUGGUACUGAGGGAAUGAGACUGCGUGGCAGGGAUCUGGAGGAUUCCACCGGCUCUUGGAUACCAAGCGUCCUGGGCGUGCAGAGUGUCAGACUCCGCCUUCGACUCGACCGCCAAAACAACGGUGGGAGGAGCCUCUGGCAACUGGUGGACCUGAACAGAGAGGCGAGGCAGAGCGAGGAAGGCUUAUGUUAUAACACCCCGCCCACUUGUUCACAGAGUCUGAUGAGUAUUUCCGCAGCCAUAUCUGGACAGACAGGGGGCGGAGAAAUGCAGUCACCUGGGGCGAUAAGCCCCUCCUUCCUCCCACCCCCAUCCGGAAAGGUUCCAGGUCGCAAGAGGGGACGACCCCCACUAAAAAGGCACCCGGAAUAUCAGAACCGCUACCCUGAAUCCCUUCCUCCCAUCAAAGUACCCAAGAAGAGAGGGAGAAAGCCUGGAUUUAAGUUGAAGUCCCGGUUGGCAAUGACUCCGCUGGCCAUCUCCCCUCCAAGCAGCACUCCAGAACCAGACAUGAGCUCUAUUCCCCAGGACGCUGCCACUGUUCCCCAUUCUUCCACACCAGAGGUCCUUACAGUGUGUAUCUACGUGAAUAAGCUAGUGAACACGGGCCCCAACUUGGACAGGCAGAAAGUAAUGCAGCUUCCUGAUCAUCUGGGUCCAGCUCGACCCUCUGUGGUGCUGCAGCAGGCCGUGCAGGGCUGCAUCGAUAGCGCUUACCAACAGAAAACUGUUUUCACCCUGCUGACACAGGGCUACGGGGGAGAGAAAAUAUCAGCCACGUUUGACGGAAAGCAGCACCUGCUGAGUCUGCCCGUAGUGAACAGUGUAGGUUAUGUUCUUCGCUUCCUGAAGAAGCUCUGCCGGAGUUUGCUGUGCGAGAACCUCUUCAGCGAUCAGCCCAUUGCACCUUCGUCUUCUCCAUCCUCCUCUUCUUCUGUCCACACUGACAAGCAUUCAGAUGGACAAUCCAAAUUGACAGGUUCUGUGGACGAUUACCACUCGGAGUCAAUGGAUCCAAAGCGCUACUCUGUCGACCACAGUGAGCCGUCCUACAGUGUGAUGACAUCGUCAUACACGGCAGCUAAAACCAGUUAUGGGUUUCGUUUGGGCUCUGCAUAUUCGGGGGGUGUUUGCCGACCGGCGACCAGUCCCAGCUCAUUCCAGGAAGGAAACAGAAGUGCCUAUAGUCCAUCACCAGAGGCAGGUGAAGCAAAGCCUCCUCCAAGUAAAGACCCCUCCCGGUGGAGUGUAGAGGAGGUGGUCUGGUUCAUUAAAGAUGCCGACCCUCAGGCCCUGGGCCCACAUGUCGAGCUCUUUCGGAAGCAUGAGAUUGAUGGAGACGCUCUCCUCCUGCUCAAAAGUGACAUGAUUAUGAAGUACUUGGGAUUGAAGCUGGGCCCGGCGCUCAAGCUCUGCUACCACAUCGACAAGUUAAAACAAACCAAGUUCUGA
Molecule: messenger RNA, 1650 nt
Organism: Trichomycterus rosablanca
Lineage: Eukaryota; Metazoa; Chordata; Actinopteri; Siluriformes; Trichomycteridae
Gene: scml4
Product: Scm polycomb group protein like 4
Exons: 10
Coding region: 1-1650 (549 amino acids)
Biological process (GO): negative regulation of DNA-templated transcription
Cellular component (GO): nucleus
Molecular function (GO): histone binding; chromatin binding
Source: RefSeq, a predicted model, not a curated record